ACCGAACUUUCUACUCCUACACCCCGCACUAUGCGCAAGGUUACACUCAUUAGCAUAUUCUCGGUCCUGCUACUCUACGCCGUGGAAGGAGGUCUAUUCCUCGUUGCCUAUGGUACGAAUACAAAGUCCAACAUCCUCACCAGUCUCGGUGAUAGAUUGAAUGAAGGCGACUUGGUGGUCGCUCUAGCAUUUCUGAUGACGGCAGUGACGGUCGUGAGUUCAUUUCCUCUGAAUAUCUACCCUGUAAGAAUCACCAUUUUACACUCCCUACGACCAGAGAGGAAUAAGACUGUGAUUGGUAUGGUUGUUUCUACUCUAACUGUCGUCUUAGCUCUCUGUGUUGCUAUUAUUUUACCCGAUGUCAACGUUAUUCUGGGCGUGGUUGGAGCUAUGGCCGGCUCAGUGAUAUGCUUUCUAACUCCGGCAGCACUGAAUAUGAAACUCGACAGGGGAGAUGUUUUUGUUAGAGACAGAAUAUAUUAUUGCUUUAUGAUCACUAUAGGACUUGUGGCCUUUUUAAUGGGGACGUGUAUAGCGAUUUUGGACGCUCUCAAGUUCUAUAGACAGCGCACUCUCUAAUGCAAGAAAUAAAGACGUACUCAACGGCAUCGACUUUGUCUUGUUCUUCUGGUAGAUUGAACCGAUUCAUCGUUUACGAUAAUCGUUUGGGGAAAUUGUUCCCAAAUUUUACCCCAUCUAUCUUUGAUAGAGCAAAACGGUGGGUUUCGAGUUUUUAGUUUCUGUUGGCGAAGAGGAUCGAUCGCACCAGUUGAGUUUCCGUUGAUUUUUUGGUUUAUGUCAUUGGACACACC
Perkinsus marinus ATCC 50983 is the source of this 812-nucleotide messenger RNA. Its product is annotated as amino acid transporter, putative. The annotation marks the transcript as partial. NCBI's taxonomy places the organism in Eukaryota, Perkinsozoa, Perkinsida, Perkinsidae. The record is from RefSeq and is a predicted model, not a curated record. The transcript has a single exon. Gene Ontology annotation, molecular function: amino acid transmembrane transporter activity. Gene Ontology annotation, biological process: amino acid transmembrane transport.